Messenger RNA from Merops nubicus (carmine bee-eater), 975 nucleotides. RefSeq names its product melanocortin 3 receptor (gene MC3R). Gene Ontology annotation, cellular component: membrane. The record is from RefSeq and is a predicted model, not a curated record. Gene Ontology annotation, molecular function: melanocyte-stimulating hormone receptor activity; peptide hormone binding. The transcript has a single exon. The coding region runs from base 1 to 975 and encodes 324 amino acids. Gene Ontology annotation, biological process: G protein-coupled receptor signaling pathway. Lineage: Eukaryota; Metazoa; Chordata; Aves; Coraciiformes; Meropidae.
AUGAAUACCACACACUUGGCGUUUUCAUUUCAGCCCGUGCUGCUUAAUGUCACUGAAGACUUCAAUGACUCAGUUCUGAACAGAAGCAGCGAUGGCUUUUGUGAGCAGGUCUUCAUAAAAGCUGAGGUCUUUUUGACUUUAGGGAUCAUCAGCCUCCUGGAAAACAUCCUUGUCAUUCUUGCAGUGCUGAAGAAUGGAAACCUGCAUUCUCCCAUGUAUUUCUUCCUUUGCAGCUUGGCUGUGGCAGAUAUGUUAGUGAGCAUGUCAAAUGCCUUGGAGACUAUUAUGAUUGCGAUCCUGAGCAACGGCUAUUUGAUCAUCGAUGACCACUUCAUUCAGCAUAUGGACAAUGUUUUUGACUCAAUGAUUUGUAUUUCUUUGGUAGCCUCAAUUUGCAACCUCUUGGUUAUAGCCAUUGACAGGUACAUAACUAUUUUCUAUGCUCUCCGUUACCACAGCAUCAUGACUGUGAAGAAAGCUUUAACCUUGAUUGUGGUCAUUUGGAUUGCUUGUAUCAUCUGUGGCAUCAUAUUCAUUGCCUACUCAGAAAGCAAAACUGUCAUUGUCUGUCUCAUCACCAUGUUCUUUACCAUGCUUUUUCUCAUGGCCUCCCUGUACGUCCACAUGUUCCUGUUUGCACGCCUGCACGUUAAGCGGAUCGCAGCCCUCCCUGUGGAUGGGGUGCCCUACCAACGGACCUGCAUGAAGGGAGCUGUCACCAUCACUAUAUUACUUGGUGUCUUCAUCGUUUGCUGGGCACCUUUCUUCCUUCACCUCAUUCUCAUCAUUUCUUGCCCAAUGAAUCCAUACUGUGUCUGCUACACUUCACACUUCAAUACCUAUCUGGUCUUGAUAAUGUGCAACUCAGUAAUUGAUCCACUCAUUUAUGCUUUCCGGAGUCUAGAGAUGAGAAAAACUUUCAAAGAAAUAGUGUGUUGCUGUUACGGCAUGAGUGUGGGACAGUGCAUGCUGUAA